AUGCGCCUGCACAGCACCACCCGCCUCGCCGCCCUCUCCUCGACCUCUGUCCACCCGCUCCUCGGCCUUCUAUCUCGAGCUCGAGCUCGAGCUCGAACCUCGACACCCUCACCCUCACCCUCUCGCCGCUCGCUCUCGCCCUUCCGCCCCGGACGAUACCUCAGCAGCAUGGCGCCCACACCCAUCCUCCUCUCGCCCUCGCGCGCAAAGGCGUCGGGCAUCACCCUGGCAGAGGACGAGUCGGCGUUUCGCGAAAACAGCGCCACCAUCGUCAUGCCCUCGGCCGAGGCCGCCUUCCUCAACCCCGUCCAGGAAUUUAACCGUGACCUCAGCAUCCUUGCCAUCCGCACCUGGAGCGAGCGCCUCGACGCCGAAAAGAGGAACCGCUUCCUCCAGUCCCACGCCAAGGCCAAGGCCAGCAACGCCAGGAACGCCAACAAGCGCAAGGCGCAUCGCAACGGCAACGGCAGCGGCAGCGGCGGUGGAAACGGCGAGGGUGUGAAGAAGGUCAAGGUCGACGACGGCAGCGCCGAGGCAUCCGCUGUCACCAUCGCCGGGGAAACGGCGGAGGCCGAGACUAAGGCACCCGAGGCGACACCCGCCACCGCCGGCGGCUCCUCAGACUCGACCCAAGAGCAGCAGCAGCAACAGAGCGGUCCGUCGUCGGGAGCCGCGCCCUCGCCGGCGGAACCGGCGUAUAGGCCGUACAAGUUUACGCUGCUCGAGGCGCUGAGCGCCACGGGCCUGCGCAGCAUCCGGUACGCAAAGGAGAUCCCGCUGCUCAAGACGGUCGUCGCCAACGACCUCUCGCCCACCGCCGUCGAGGCCAUGAAGCGCAACGUCGCCCUCAAUUUCCCGCCGGACCGGCCCGUAGACGAGUGGAUCGCCUCCGAGGCCAAGCAGAGCGAGGGCGCGGGCGCGGAUACGGCGGCGGCGGCGGCAGUGUCGGCGGCAGGGCAAGGGUCCGCCGCGGAGCUCGACGAGGAUGCGCUCAUGGAGCUCGAGAAUCGCGCCAAGGCGAAGCCGGCGGCCGAGGACGCGAUCCAGGCUUCGACGGCGGCGACGAGCACCGACGCCGAGGCAGCAGGCAGCACCGCCGAGGCUGCGACGACGGCGACGACGACGACGACGAAGAACGCCAUCCACCCCGACUGCAAGGUCAAGCUCAACGCGGGCGAUGCCAUCACGCUCAUGUACAUGCACCGCGAGCCGUCGAAGCGCUUCGACGUCGUCGACCUCGACCCCUACGGCUCCGCCUCGCCCUUCCUCGACGGCGGCGUCCAGUCGGUGACCGACGGCGGCCUGCUCUGCGUCACCUGCACCGACCUCGCCGUGCUGGCGGGCCACAACUACCCGGAAAAGUGCUUUAGCCAGUACGGCGGCGUCAGCGUGAAGGCCGAGUUCAGCCACGAGGUGGCGCUGCGCCUCGUGCUCCACACCAUUGCCACCAGCGCGGCGCGCUACGGCCGCUACAUCCAGCCGCUCCUCAGCCUCUCGAUCGACUUCUACAUGCGCACCUUUGUCCGCGUCUGGACGGGCCCGGUCGAGGUCAAGAAGAAUGCCAGCAAGACGGGCACCGUCUACGUGUGCGGCCAGUGCCAGAACUGGGACGUGCAGCGGCUGGGCCGCGCGACGCGCACCGAAAACGUCGGCAAGACGGGCCAGGCCAAUGUCAACUGGCGCUACCAGUCGGCCCACGGCCCGCCCGCCGAUGGCAGCACCGGCUGCUCCGAGUGCGGCGGGCGCAUGCACCUCGGCGGACCCAUGUGGAUGGGUCCGCUCCACGACCGCGACUUCUGCCAGUCGGCGCUGGCCAACCUCGAGCGCGACCCGUCGGCCUUCAACACGGCCCGGCGCAUCCACGGCAUGGUCUCGACCGCCUCGUCCGAGCUGCCCGAACACCCCUUCUACUUCACGCCGCCCAAGGUGUCGGGCCUCUUCCACUGCGUCUCGCCGCCGCUCGACAAGGUCGUCUCGGCGCUCGUCUCGGCGGGACACGACGUGUCGCGCUCCCACGCCUCGGCGGGCUCGAUCAAGACGAGCGCCACGCGCGCCCAGGUCUACGACGUCAUCCGCGCCUGGAUCAAGUCCAACCCGGUGCGCAUGGACAAGAUCAAGGAGUCGGACCCCGCCAACCGCCUCCUCGCAAAGGAGGCCCAGCGCGACUACGACUUUGACGCCACCGACAACGCCCGGGUCAAGGAGGUGUUGGGCGAGAAGAUGAUGCGGUACCAGGAGAAUCCGCAGGCCAAUUGGGGGCCCGGCACCGCCGCAAAGGGCCACAAGGGCAAGAAGAAGCGCAACGUCAGGCCCGACGACCUGGCGCAGUGA
Messenger RNA from Pseudozyma flocculosa PF-1, 2331 nucleotides. RefSeq lists its product as uncharacterized. The coding region runs from base 1 to 2331 and encodes 776 amino acids. NCBI's taxonomy places the organism in Eukaryota, Fungi, Basidiomycota, Ustilaginomycetes, Ustilaginales, Ustilaginaceae. The transcript has a single exon. Gene Ontology annotation, molecular function: RNA binding. Gene Ontology annotation, cellular component: nucleus. Gene Ontology annotation, biological process: tRNA N2-guanine methylation. The record is from RefSeq and is a predicted model, not a curated record.